GCAGUGAUAGAGGUCUGAUGGAGUUACCGAAGGGGAUACCAAACGACACCAAAGUCCUAAACCUUGCCGAGAAUGUCUUGAAGGAGAUACCUAAGAAUGGUUUCAUGGACCUUCCGCACCUUAUUUUGCUCAAUUUGACUGGCAACAGCAUUGACAAGCCUUUCGAAAUUCCAGAGUCUGUGAUGAUGUUACACGCUCGUGGAAAUCAACUGCAAGACAUCGACUUGGUCAUGAAAAAUGGAGUCCAGCUAAAAACAGUUGAUUUCGAAGGCAACAGAAUGACGGCUAUUGGUAGAGACACCUUUGCAAGAUGUACACAGUUGACACAUGUGUAAGUUUGCAA
Molecule: messenger RNA, 343 nt
Organism: Patiria miniata (bat star)
Lineage: Eukaryota; Metazoa; Echinodermata; Asteroidea; Valvatida; Asterinidae
Product: leucine-rich repeat-containing protein 47-like
Exons: 5
Coding region: 18-335 (105 amino acids)
Molecular function (GO): protein binding
Source: RefSeq, a predicted model, not a curated record